AUGAGCUGCUCUGAUUGGUCGGAGCGCGGCCGAGCCCCUCUGUGCUGUUCGUUUGCCCAUUGCUUUGGCCUUACGCCACACUUCAACGCCCCCACGUCGGUGGCCCCACGCUUCGACGCCCCCACGUCGGUGGCCCCACGCUUCGACGCCCCCACGUCGGUGGCCCCGUGCUUUGACGACGCCACAUCGGUGGCCCCGUGCUUCGACGACGCCACGUGGGCGGCCCGCGUUUCGACGACGCCACGUGGGUGGCCCGCGCUUCGACGACGCCACGUGGGUGGCCCGCGCUUCGACGACGCCACGUGGGUGGCCCCGCGCUUCGACAACGCCACGUGGGUGGCCCCGCGCUUCGACAACGCCACGUGGGUGGCCCCGCGCUUCGACGCCGCGUGGGUGGCCCUGCGCUUUGACGACGGCGCGUGGGUGGCCCUGCGCUUCGACGACGCCGCGUGGGUGGCCCCACGCUUUGACGCCGCCGCGUGGGUGGCCCCACGCUUCGACGCCGCGUGGGUGGCCGCACGCUUCGACGCCGCGUGGGUGGCCGCACGCUUUGAUGCCACGUGGGUGGCCGCACGCUUCAAUGCCGCCACGUCGGUGGCCGCACGCUUCGACGCCGCCACGUCGGUGGCCGCACGCUUCGACGCCGCCACGUCGGUGGCCGCACGCUUCGACGCCGCCACGUCGGUGGCCGCACGCUUCGACGACGCCACGUUGGUGGCCGCACGUUUCGACGACGCCACGUCGGUGGCCGCACGCUUCGACGACGCCACGUCGGUGGCCACGCCGGUGGCCGCACGCUUCGACGACGCCACGUCGGUGGCCGCACGCUUAGACAACGCCACGUCGGUGGCCACACGCUUCGACUCCUCCUCCACGCUUCGACUCCUCCUCCACGCUUCGACUCCUCCUCCACCCCGCACGCUUUGA
This is a messenger RNA of Knipowitschia caucasica, 927 nucleotides long. Lineage: Eukaryota; Metazoa; Chordata; Actinopteri; Gobiiformes; Gobiidae. The record is from the annotation of a GenBank genome assembly.